This is a messenger RNA of Durusdinium trenchii, 700 nucleotides long. The record is from the annotation of a GenBank genome assembly. NCBI's taxonomy places the organism in Eukaryota, Dinophyceae, Suessiales, Symbiodiniaceae.
UUGACGGUGAUAUUGUUGCUGGGAAUGGCAUCCUUGAGUGAGGGCUGAAAGCCUGUGUUGCCAAUUUUCGGCAGGGCUGGGACGACCACAGCCAUGGGCCGUCAUGUUCCUUCCUUGCGCAUUCCGCAAGUUCGCUUUCCGGAAAGUUGUGAAGAGCCACAAAGUUUGGUACCGAGGCAGCAGGAGCAUCAAGCGCACUUUCGUGGUACUGAUCCGCCAAAGUUCCCAGUGAUUUGUCAACCUCAACCAAGCUGGUGUCGGCGCCCCUGGUUUAGCCAGGCGCAAGCCGAAUUGACACAACUGGGUCCAGGGCCAUCACCCAGAGCUUUGCGCAGACGCCCAGGGGAGGUGCAACUGGAAAUCCCAGCUGAAAUCUCCCAAACCCCAGACAGCACUCCUGUUGCUCAAAAUGCGCUGGGAGGAGACCACUUCAAACAAUUGCAUGCAGACGAACAGGGCCAGAGCAGGCAGACAAUAUUGCACCUUGGCCCCGCACUGCACGCAGAGACAGAAGUAGUGCAAAAGAUGGACUGCAUGUGAACAUAAGGUGGGUCCAUGUCCCGGGCAACGUCGUGCCGUCCAAAGAUGCAUACAAGAGUGCCAUUUCAGGUCAAAACAUAUUGGAGGAAAGACUUGCCGAAAUUAUGGCAACAAAAUCCUCGGGUGUGAAAUUAUACACUUGCACCUGUCGCUGAAAAUG